AAUCCUGCGGAGGGGCGAGAGGUUCUGCGAUUGGGGUGAGGGGUUGGCUGUGCAUCCAGCCACCUCCACAAGCCCUAGGCUACUGUCAGCUUCACCUCCCCAGCCCCAUGAAUUGUGGCAGCUCUUGAAUUCACGAGGUCUCCCAGAGGUAUCAUCCCUUCAUCUGAGGAGCCUUGCUCUCACCCUGUGAAGGGCUACAACAGUAUUUUGAUUUAUAUCAAAAUGUUAAAGCAAAGAUAUUUGGAAGAUCUAAAAUAACAUCGGCAGAAAAAUCUAGGUUGACCAGCUAAACGUGAGCAGCCACAACAUGAUUUUUAUGGAGCUGAUGUGUAAGGGAUGCGUCAUUGGACUGCAGUAGACAAGGGGAACACCAUUAUGCUUGAGAUCUUGUCUCCUAGAUCUGCAUUGCCAAUUGACAUAGCUAUGCAGCUAUAUCUCCCUCCUCCAUUCAAGCAAGCAAGCUAUACCACAAAAAGAGCAUUGAAAAUAACCCAGCCGCUACGGCCAUGCAUCCACCUCCACAUCAGUGAAGAUACACCAGAAAAUAAGCACAAAAUCAAGGAGCAGAAACGCGUCUCCUUUGCAGACACAAAGGGCUUGCCCUUGACUACGGUUAAAUUCUUCGAUUUGAAUGACCUAAACUUUUCCUUUAACGUCGAUGAUCUGAUCAGCAGUUUGGUAGGCAUGAAGACCACAGACAAAGAUAGCCUGCUCUUAGAUUUUUCACAGCCCUCAUCAGAUUACUUAGAUUUCAAGAACCGUCUAGAAACUGACUGUGUCUGCCUUGAAAACUGCAUGUUGCAAGAUAAUGCAAUUAUGGGGACAGUCAAAGUGAAAAACAUUGCAUUUGAAAAGUCCUUGAAGGUGAGAAUAACUUUUGAUACAUGGAAAACCUCACAAGACCAUGCCUGCUGCUAUGUCCAAGACUCUUAUGGGGGCUCAGAUAAAGACACGUUUUCAUUUGAGAUCCGUUUACCAGAGUUCAUCGUUCCACAUGAAAGGAUAGAGUUUGCCAUCUGUUAUGAAAGUGGUGGGAAGACCUAUUGGGAUAGUAACAAAGGGCAGAACUAUAGGUUAAUCCGAUCGGAGCUGAAACAUGGUCCAGAGUCUUGCAAAACAAAUCAGCCACUCGAUAAUGUAUUGACUGAAUCUGACCACGUGCCAGGAUAUGGUAUUGAGUUUGACCAUUAUGGUGGACUCCGGUGCUCCUAUGGCCUAUUUGCCGAAUGGCCCAGUUACUCUGGUUAUGAUAAGAUGGGACCUUACUAUUGAACAGGUUCGCUUGGGGCCUGUAUCAUUCUUGAAAUGGAGAUUUUUUUUUAAUGUUCCUUUCAAUAUAGCAAGUUUUGGGUACAGCGAUGUAAGUGUUGGCUGUGAGCAUCAACUUGGACGAUUUCAAUCACGGGAACUUGCGGUUUUUAACAUUUCUUCAGUUUGGUUUUGCAGUGAACAAGCACGUGUUGUAAUCUAUAACAUGAAAUAUCUUCUGAGGAUUUCAACAAGAACACUGCCUCUUCAAAAAUACCAAGUGCUCUUCGUCUGUACUUUGUAUUGUUGUCUAAUUGCGCAGAGUGUUUGUCCUGAGGCACAUCUGUCAGUUUAAGGAUGACCCUCAAAAAUUCUGAAGUGUUUCAGUCUUUUAAGUGUGCCCAGUUGGACCAAGUAAUUUCAGGAAGUUGUGCUAAAGCAUAUGGAAUGGACUGAUGUGUAGGUCAGUGGGAACCACAUGGAGGAAACACAGGAAGCCGUGAUGGAAGCCAUUCCUGAGCCUUUACCAGUGGAUGAUCUGACAGUCUUUCUCAACCUUAUUUUAUUUAAAGAACUAUUUGAAACCCAAAUGUGCAAGUUUGUUGUCUGAACUGGGAUUCUGGUAACAAGCUCAUUAUAAUGAGGAUUCUUUUUUGAAUAUUCAAAUAACUGACUCAUGUUAAUUUUAAUGAACCAUUCGUAGUACUCAAACUGAAUCAGUUUGAUCAAGUCUAAUUAUAUGAACAGGAGAAGAAAGGAGAAUGAACAUUUACCUAUUCAUUCUGUAAUGUAGCAAUUUGUUGACCCUUCCUCAAAGAUGAUGAUGCUCAGUUUUUCAUCUUUCCCGUUAGUUUCCUCUGCCAACCGGAUGUUGACUUUUUUUUUCUCUGUCUCUCCAGAAGUCUUGCAUCUUAGUGACUAGGAGCUUGUCAAGAGAUGCUCCUUCACCCUCGGCUGGGAGAUAUUUUAACUGAAGUCCUCCUCCCUCUCCUGUGAGGUUGUUAUUUGUUCAGGCGAUGAAUCAAAUCACAAUGAUUCUUUUCAGUAUGCUGUGAAUUACUGUGUUUGUCAAAACCAAAUUUUUGCAAUGCAGUCUAUGAAAAUGAGUCAUUCUGAGUGAGCAGGCAUGUGUCAACAAAUGACUUACUCUUUUUGUCUUUAAGGCACUGUAAGCUGCGACAUGACUACUUGAGUAUUUACAGCUACCAAGUGUCACACUCAAGCAUAACCUGUUUUGUUCUAUGUAGUAGACAUAGUCCUGGCUAAGCUAUUCUGCUUGAAAAGACAUGAAGAUAUGCUGCAUCAUAGGAGAGUUACACAGAAAACUAUAAGUUACUCAAGUUAGCGUUGACUCCAGUUCCCCUGUUUGAGCCUGGGAAGCUCCUGGCCUUUGUUCAGUUUUCUACCAAGUGGUGGAGUCAUACAUUUGAACUGCCUGGGAACAUUUGAAAGUACUUUAUCAAUCACAGAAAUUUGAAAAUUUUAUUUUCCUUCCAUUUCUAUGCUCUUGCACCCACUGGGCCAGACAUUGAGUGCAGUUCUUUACAGUGAACUAUUGUAGUUUUUGUUUCCCACAAGGAAGGCCGUUGAGAAUGUAUUCUCCACACGCCCCAUGGACACUGUGCACAUCUUGACCCACUAUGGGAGGCCAGUAUUUAAAGCAUUGGACAGGUCACAUAGCAACUGCCAAUUUCCAUUUUUAAACAGCCAUUCUGGAACUUUGCCUGGUGCCUGUGGGAUAAUAUUUCAUCAUUCUGUCCCACUUUUUAUUUUUUUUCUCUUUGAUACUGUGAACUACUGGCUUUGCCUGUUAAUGCUGGAAAUUGUAGCAGGGAAGGAAACUAUUCACUUGUCCCAUUGAUUGUCCUACAAUUAUGUGAUUUUCUGUUCUAGCUCCAGUCUGUAGCUACCUACCUCCCUGCAUACUUCACUUCUGUCACCACCAUUCUUCUUUCUAAUGUUAAUACCACGUUCCUGCUCAAUAAGUACUUUGAAAAAAAUGGGAUAUUUUACUCUAUCAUUCAGUGUGGGUUGGGGGUGGAAAUUUCUUCAUUUCACUCCUUGCCCACCCCCAUCCCAAAAUUUGUCUUGGUACCUCAGCGAUUUAUCAUUAGUAAUGGUAAUCUUUGAAGAUCUUGGAAUAGAUUCUCUGAUAAUCAAGCCCUGUGCAAAGUUUCCUCUAAAUUUUCAAAAAAAGUUCCAGUCCAAGGGAAGGCUGUGGUUGAAGGGAUAUGGAGCAAAUGAGCUUGUAGGUCAGCUGUGCUGGUAGAACAAGCUGUAAGGGCUGAAUAGUCUGUUCCUAUUUCUCGUUCCCAAUUGUAAUGGUUUAACUGAAGCAAGCUGAGGCCACUUCCUGCUCCUCUAGAUGGGAAUACCCUGACGCUGUGCAAUCAUAUCAAUCACUGGUUUUAUGUUUUUUUUUGCAAACAACAUUGUAUGAUGGAUGUGCUUUACACAUUAAAGAGUGGUCUGGUUGU
Messenger RNA from Hemiscyllium ocellatum (epaulette shark), 3725 nucleotides. RefSeq names its product protein phosphatase 1, regulatory subunit 3B (gene ppp1r3b). The record is from RefSeq and is a predicted model, not a curated record. NCBI's taxonomy places the organism in Eukaryota, Metazoa, Chordata, Chondrichthyes, Orectolobiformes, Hemiscylliidae. The transcript is spliced from 4 exons. Gene Ontology annotation, molecular function: protein phosphatase 1 binding; glycogen binding. Gene Ontology annotation, cellular component: protein phosphatase type 1 complex. Gene Ontology annotation, biological process: regulation of glycogen biosynthetic process. Bases 337 to 1272 code for a protein of 311 amino acids.